Molecule: messenger RNA, 1650 nt
Organism: Polyodon spathula (Mississippi paddlefish)
Lineage: Eukaryota; Metazoa; Chordata; Actinopteri; Acipenseriformes; Polyodontidae
Product: serine/threonine-protein kinase 17A-like
Exons: 7
Coding region: 300-1499 (399 amino acids)
Biological process (GO): positive regulation of apoptotic process; intracellular signal transduction; protein phosphorylation
Cellular component (GO): nucleus
Molecular function (GO): ATP binding; protein serine/threonine kinase activity
Source: RefSeq, a predicted model, not a curated record
GUGACGAGCGGUGAGAGAAAGAGAGAGAGACAUUCAGUUUGGUAGUGUAUAUCUCUAUUGAGUGUUGAAGUAGGUCAGAAUAUAUAGAGGAUUCGUUUAAUUAAAUAUAAACUAUUAUAUGUGCCACUAAAGACAGAUGUUAUUCACUAGCUGGGGGGAAGCCGGAGUAUUAUUUGUUACGUCAGAGUGGGGGGUUUCCUCGAGUUUCUAAAGAAGUUUUAUUUAUUUUUUUGUUUUUGUUAGCGCGUGUGUUUGUGCCUUGCACAAGGGGUUUCCAGUGUGUGUAUCGACCCGGUGUGAUGAUCCCAGAAUGUCCUCAGAGCACCGAUACCCGGGGCCGCUCCCGGUAUCACAGCCAGAAUGGAGAACAGAACCAGCCGAGUCGCUCUGGUUUGCUGUCUGAGAUCCAAACUCCCAUCCGGACCGAGCCGUUUAGCAACAGCUACAGCCUCAUCCCAGGGAAAGAACUGGGCAGGGGUAAAUUUGCUGUGGUGAAGAAGUAUGUGAAGAAGAGCACAGGGAAGGCCUAUGCUGCUAAAUGCAUGAGAAAGAGGAGAAAGGGACAAGACUGUCGCUUGGAGAUUAUCCACGAGAUUGCCGUCCUAGAGCUGGCCAAAUCUAACUGCUGGGUCAUUGACCUACAUGAAGUCUACGAGACGUCCUCAGAAAUGAUCUUGGUGCUGGAAUAUGCUGCUGGUGGUGAAAUAUUUAACCAGUGUGUCGCUGACCGAGACGAGGCGUUCAAGGAGAAAGAUGUUAAACGACUAAUGAAGCAAAUCUUGGAAGGUGUAGCAUUCCUACACAAAAAUAAUGUGGUCCACCUUGAUUUGAAGCCUCAGAACAUUCUGCUGACCAGCGAGUCACCUUUGGGAGAUAUCAAAAUAGUUGACUUUGGGCUUUCUAGAAUAAUGAGCAGCAAUGAGGAGCUGAGAGAAAUCAUGGGAACACCUGAGUAUGUGGCUCCAGAAAUUCUGAAUUACGAGCCAAUCAGCACAGCAACAGACAUGUGGAGUAUAGGUGUGCUGGCCUAUGUGAUGCUUACAGGGACAUCCCCUUUCCUGGGAGAAGACAAACAGGAAACCUUUUUGAAUAUUUCCCAGAUAAAUGUCAGCUACUCUGAAGAGGAGUUUGAAGGAAUCUCCAGAUCAGCAAUUGACUUCAUGAAGGCACUUCUAAUUAAAGAACCAGUAGACAGAGCCACAGCUGAGGACUGCCUGCAGCAUCAAUGGUUACAGCAAGAACAAACAGAGGAUUCAGAAGCAGUAAGUCCCUGUGAAAGCAUCCCUGAGGAAGCAAGUCCAGUCUCACCCCCUGAGGAGCCAGAGGCACAGACUUCAGUGACAGAGGAGUUAAUUGUCAUGGCGGCAUACACACUUGGACAGUGCAGGCAGUCAGAAAAGGAAAACACUACCUCUGAUAAAAAGGCCAUCUCUAAACGCUUCAAAUUUGAAGAACCUUUCAGCUCGCUGCAGGAGAUUCCGGGAGAGUUCAUAUACUAAGCUAUAUUUAAAACCAAGGACACUACUUUUUUUUUUUUUAAAUUCAAGUUUGAUUAGAGACUUUUAAACCAAACUUCUGUAUGUUUGUGCAGGUUCGUUUGAAGUGGUUGACAGAAACAAAAUUUGUUUUUGUGCCAUGCUUUAAAUUUAA